Sinocyclocheilus anshuiensis is the source of this 1853-nucleotide messenger RNA. Its product is annotated as mothers against decapentaplegic homolog 1-like. NCBI's taxonomy places the organism in Eukaryota, Metazoa, Chordata, Actinopteri, Cypriniformes, Cyprinidae. Bases 253 to 1566 code for a protein of 437 amino acids. The transcript is spliced from 7 exons. The record is from RefSeq and is a predicted model, not a curated record. Gene Ontology annotation, molecular function: RNA polymerase II cis-regulatory region sequence-specific DNA binding; I-SMAD binding; DNA-binding transcription factor activity, RNA polymerase II-specific. Gene Ontology annotation, cellular component: heteromeric SMAD protein complex. Gene Ontology annotation, biological process: regulation of transcription by RNA polymerase II; anatomical structure morphogenesis; transforming growth factor beta receptor signaling pathway.
CGCCAGGCGAGAGUACAGUGUGCUUGUAUGAACGCUGUGAAGGAUCGCGUCGAGGUAGCGCACAAGGUGCACUUGACAAUCUGACCUAGAUCUGGAACAACACAACUUUCAGCAAUUACCCCUGUUGAUGUGUCGCUGUGGUUGAGUUUUUGAUUCUCUUGGAGGAGGUAGAGCAGAGAUUCUUUGUUUCUGUGUGGCUGACUCCUGCGGUGUAACUGUGACAGCGUUGGCUGGGGCGCACGUGGCACCACUAUGAACGUCACCUCUCUCUUCUCCUUCACCAGCCCGGCGGUCAAGCGACUGCUGGGCUGGAAGCAAGGCGAUGAAGAAGAGAAGUGGGCAGAGAAGGCGGUGGAUGCUCUGGUCAAGAAGCUGAAGAAGAAGAAGGGUGCUAUGGAGGAGCUGGAGAGGGCACUCAGCUGCCCCGGUCAGCCAAGCAACUGUGUCACUAUCCCCCGCUCACUGGACGGAAGGCUCCAGGUGUCACACCGGAAAGGGCUGCCUCACGUCAUCUACUGCCGUGUAUGGCGUUGGCCUGACCUGCAGUCACACCAUGAGCUCAAUGCCCUGGAGUGUUGUGAGUUCCCCUUUGGAUCUAAGCAGAAAGAUGUGUGCAUCAAUCCCUACCACUACAAGAGGGUGGACAGUCCAGUGCUGCCAUCUGUGCUGGUGCCACGAAACAGCGAGUUCAAUGCUAAACUCUCUAUGCUGCCACGCUUCCGUAACCCACUCCAUCAGACAGAACCCCCUAUGCCUCAGAAUGCCACCUUCCCUGAAUCCUUUCAACAGCAGCCAGCGAACACCCUUCCCUUCACAGCGAACUCCCCGACCAACAGCUACCCCAGCUCGCCCAACAGUGGCACAGGCAGUAUAGCCACCUUCCCCCAUUCACCAUCCAGCUCGGACCCAGCUAGCCCUUUUCAGAUGCCAGAAACCCCUCCAUCUGCUUAUAUACCCCCAGAGGAGCCAAUGACACAGGACUGUCCCCAGCCAAUGGACACUAACCUGCUAGCUCAGAACCUGCCAUUGGAGCUCAGCAACCAACCAGAUGUUCAGCCUGUGGCAUAUGCGGAACCCAAACACUGGUGCUCCAUUGUGUACUAUGAGCUGAAUAAUCGUGUGGGAGAGGCUUUCCAGGCCUCCUCAACCAGUGUACUGGUGGAUGGCUUUACCGACCCCUCCAACAACCGUAACCGUUUCUGCCUUGGUCUGCUGUCGAAUGUCAACCGCAACUCGACCAUUGAGAACACUCGACGCCACAUCGGAAAAGGAGUCCAUUUGUACUAUGUGGGAGGGGAGGUAUACGCUGAAUGUUUGAGCGACAGCAGUAUCUUUGUCCAGAGUCGCAACUGCAACUAUCACCAUGGUUUCCACCCCACCACUGUAUGCAAGAUUCCCAGUCUCUGCGGCCUAAAGAUCUUCAACAACCAGGAGUUUGCUGAGCUCUUGGCACAGUCCAUCAAUCACGGUUUUGAAGCCGUCUAUGAACUCACCAAGAUGUGCACCAUCCGCAUGAGCUUUGUAAAGAGACUGCGCAAGCUCCAGUUUGGAUCCAGCCUCUUAUGAAUACAUCAGAAGACCCAAUGACAUGAGAGGAGAUGGCACUAACCCCUACGAGAACCUCAGAUGAAGCCAACUAUAAAUAAAUAUACAGAACAGCCAAAUUUUCCUUACAUUUGAAUCAUUAUUAUCACAAAAUACAAUCAUUGUGUUCAUCGUUUGUGCUUGAAUACGUCAUUAACUAACUGCAUGAUUUGUAUUAUCCUAGACAUGUACAUUUCUGCCAUAUUGACAUUACUUUGACAUAGUUUCAUCUGAUAAAAAAUAACUCUUAAUUGUAACUUAAUAUAGAA